AGCUGCCUGAAUGCCUGAAUCGCAAACGUCUCCUAUUAGCCCUAUUUAGACAGUCACUGUGUAUCGAAGAUUUUCGAAUUUGUGUGAUUUUUUUGGAGAAAAAUAUCUGCGUACAUCGAUUGACUUACCAUGGUCUCCUUAAAUCCAGUGCGGAUCCUCAAAAAUGAGGCCGGAGAGGAGAAGGCAGAAAUUGCUAGAUUGAGCUCGUUUGUUGGAGUUAUAGCCAUUGGAGAUCUGGUCAAAUCUACGCUUGGUCCUAAAGGCAUGGACAAGAUACUUGUAUCUCAUGGUAGAUCUUCGGGACAAGUACAUGUUACUAAUGAUGGUGCUACUAUCCUCAAAAGUAUUGGCGUUGAUAAUCCUGCUGCCAAGAUUUUGGUAGAUAUGUCUCGUGUCCAAGAUGAUGAAGUGGGUGAUGGUACCACUUCAGUCACUGUUCUCGCUGCUGAACUUUUGCGAGAAGCCGAGAAGCUAAUCGAGAAUCAGAAGAUUCAUCCACAAACUAUCAUUAGUGGUUGGAGAAAUGCUACAAAUGUAGCAACUGAGGCUUUAAAAAAUGCAGCCACAGACAAUUCUGCAGAUCCUGAUCGAUUUCGAGAGGAUUUAUUAAAUAUUGCUCGUACAACAUUAAGUUCCAAGAUUUUAUCUCAGCACAAGCAGCACUUUAGCAAGCUUGCAGUUGAUGCAGUGUUGCGUCUUAAAGGAUCUGGUAAUUUGUCUGCGAUUCAAGUUAUAAAAAAACGUGGUGCAACACUUGCUGAUUCCUUCUUAGAUGAAGGAUUUUUAUUAGAUAAAAAACCGGGUGUUCACCAACCACAAAAAGUUUCUGACGCACGUAUACUUAUCGCUAAUACAUCUAUGGACACGGAUAAAAUCAAGGUAUUUGGCUCUAGAGUACGUGUAGAUUCAAUGGCGAAGAUAGCAGAAUUAGAAGCUGCGGAAAAAGAAAAAAUGAAGGAUAAGAUUGACAAAAUUUUGAAGCAUGGUUGCACCGUCUUUAUCAAUAGGCAAUUGAUAUACAAUUAUCCGGAACAAUUAUUUGCUGAUGCUGGAAUUAUGGCUAUCGAGCAUGCUGAUUUUGAUGGUAUCGAAAGACUUUCGCUCGUUACUGGUGGUGAGAUUGUUAGUACUUUUGACAAUCCCGAUUUAGUCAAAUUGGGAAAAUGCAAUCUUAUUGAACAGGUCAUGAUAGGAGAAGAUACACUCUUAAGAUUCUCUGGAGUUCCAUUGGGUGAAGCGUGCACCGUUGUUAUUCGUGGCGCAACGCAACAGAUCAUCGAUGAAGCCGAGAGAUCGCUGCAUGACGCGCUUUGCGUUUUAGCAGCUACGGUACGCGAGUCGAGAAUAGUUUACGGUGGUGGGUGCAGCGAGAUGAUUAUGGCUUGUGCUGUUAUGCGAGCGGCCGCGGCUACGCCAGGUAAAGAGGCUGUUGCGAUGGAAGCCUUUGCACGAGCGUUACAGCAACUGCCAACCAUUAUUGCCGAUAAUGCUGGCUAUGAUUCAGCACAAUUGGUUAGUGAGUUGAGAGCCGCGCAUAAUUCUGUGGGCAACACCAUGGGAUUAGAUAUGCAAAUGGGUAAAGUCGGAUGUAUGAAACGGUUAGGAAUCACCGAAUCUUGGGUAGUGAAGAGGCAAGUUCUCGUGAGUGCGGCUGAAGCAGCAGAAAUGAUACUUCGGGUGGACGAUAUUUUGCGCGCGGCUCCUAGAAAACGCGUGCAAGAUAGAGGACGUUGUUAAUUCAUUCAUUCAUU
This is a messenger RNA of Trachymyrmex septentrionalis, 1751 nucleotides long. RefSeq names its product T-complex protein 1 subunit beta (gene CCT2). The record is from RefSeq and is a predicted model, not a curated record. Gene Ontology annotation, cellular component: chaperonin-containing T-complex; cytosol. The transcript is spliced from 7 exons. Bases 130 to 1737 code for a protein of 535 amino acids. Gene Ontology annotation, molecular function: ATP binding; ATP hydrolysis activity; ATP-dependent protein folding chaperone. Lineage: Eukaryota; Metazoa; Arthropoda; Insecta; Hymenoptera; Formicidae. Gene Ontology annotation, biological process: protein folding.